Messenger RNA from Neltuma alba, 633 nucleotides. RefSeq lists its product as uncharacterized. The record is from RefSeq and is a predicted model, not a curated record. Bases 64 to 582 code for a protein of 172 amino acids. NCBI's taxonomy places the organism in Eukaryota, Viridiplantae, Streptophyta, Magnoliopsida, Fabales, Fabaceae. The transcript is spliced from 2 exons.
AGAAUUUAUUGGACCUUUCUUUGUCUGCUUUCUUUGAAUUUCAAUAUGCUGUUUUGAAGUCUCAUGGCAUGCUUAGACAUGUAUAACAACUCAGAGCACAGCGGUCAUCCCUGCACUCCAAUGAGCCCCAGAAUCUCCUUCUCGAGCGAUUUUGUUGAUGUUCAGCAAGCUAUCAAGCAGGAAAGGCUUUCCAGAGACGCUCCAGCUUCCCCAGACUUCGAGUUUUCUGUCACAAACUAUUCAAUGAUGAGCGCCGACGAGCUUUUCUAUAAAGGCAGGUUGUUGCCCUUCAAGGAUGAACGCAGCAACCAGAUGCAGAGGACCACCACAACUCUCAGGGAGGAGCUCCUUCAUGAUGAUGAAUACGAAGAUUUCUCGCAAAGGCCACCCAAGGGAUCAUCCUCAAGAAGGAAGGGGUUUAUGGGUCUUAGAAAAAGUCAUUUUGGCUCCAAGAAAGCUGAUAAAAGUGAAGGUUCUUCGGACGCAAUGGUUGGGGGAAGAAGGUCUAGAUUAGUGAAUGAAUCUGCUCGAGUUAAUGUGACUUCCCAGGAUUCGUUGAAUGAUGGAAGCUCAGGCUCCUAACAUGAUAGAAGCAUGGUUGGAAGCGUUGAAUUCUUUGAGGAAAUUCCUUCG